Bombus huntii is the source of this 7704-nucleotide messenger RNA. RefSeq names its product GTPase-activating protein skywalker (gene sky). The transcript has 13 exons. The record is from RefSeq and is a predicted model, not a curated record. Lineage: Eukaryota; Metazoa; Arthropoda; Insecta; Hymenoptera; Apidae. Bases 3030 to 4859 code for a protein of 609 amino acids.
UGGACUACGCUUGCUUUAGGAGGGCACCACUAAAACAGUUAGAGAACUAAAAAUCGCGAUCCCGCAGUUGGUCUUGAAAGAAUGCAAUACGCGGACGUAUCAUGAUCGUACGUAUGAGGUCGAAUUGUUCUGUAGCGAUUCCGCUUGUACCGAUACUUGUAUGCUAACAAUUUCGAAUCUUCAUUCACUGUAACGAGUACGCGUAAUAUUAAGAAACAAGUAAAUCAUUACACGCCGAUAUACGUUAAUACCAACGAUAGUGGCAAUUAUACAACUGUGACUUCGUGUACGUACAGAGAAUCGCUAAAGCAUUACAAUCGACAAGAAAAGUGCGUGUACGUGAGUGAAUAGAGUGCCUCAACCCUGAUCUCCGCGCCCUUCUGAAUCGUUGACAGUAGUCAUCGUGAUUUUCUGCGAACGAUUCUAUCGAUGACGUGCCGUGGACCAGUCUACGAGAACACAAAAGUGUUGCAUGCUGCGUGUUAGGGCAAGAAACAAGGGCCUAUACUAUCGCGUUUUAACCAUUGAGGUGGGCUGCACCGACGAGGCUGUGGACGUUCCUAGAUUGGCGUAUUUAAAAGGGUAUAGAUCUCCCAAGCCCUUACUCCGGGACCAGAGUCGAGAGCGGUUCUUCGAUGAAGACGUCAGUGACAUGGAGACGGCGCUGUGGGACGCUUCGUGCGCGGAGAAGACCGGAGAUGAACGCUGCCCAUGCGACGGCUCCAUCUCGGUUCAACAGGAGGGAGUCUACACUACUGUGGGAGGAGGCUACUGUCGUGCCGGACACCAAGGAGCGCGAUGUACUCGGAUUUAAGAAGAAGGAGCGUAUCAUCAGCCGGAGUACAAGCACGGGGGGCAGGAGUGAGCGGGUGUCGGUUCCUAUGCUCGAGAAAUUGAAGACAAAGGAUAUGAUAACGCGCAUCCUCCGGUCUCACACCACUCCGGAGGAGAGGUCUCGUGUUAUUGAUCCGUGCCAAGUGAAGGAAACUAGCGACACCCCGGCGGGGGCGGUUGCGAACGAGGUUCCUGAGGUGGACACAGUUCCCGAGGUUGUACUGUCCGAGAUGGAUAGCUUCGCGAGGGAGCUUAUAUUAGACGGAGACCCUUCCAUGCUCGCGCAUGCACAUGUUUGUCCUUACUACCUGUUUUUCUCCGUGGCUGGCGAAGCGUGUAAGGAUGUGGACACAACUCAGAACCGGUAUGCGGAGUACCCCGGUACUUCCUUGUAUGAUAUAAUGAGCGGGCCCUCUUCCCGAUCCAACAAAAUGGGCUGGCUGGCAGCGGCUGCUGCGGCCCACAAUAAAGAACAACAUGCUCUAAAUGGAAAUAUAAAUACCGUUUUGUCCGCACAAUUUAAGGCGGCAGACCAGUACGCAGCGUUUCGAGCGGCGCUUUGGGACAAGAAGUGCAAAUACACCGACUCACCAACGAUGCCGACCUGAUUAGAUAAGCCUGUGACACCUCCUUGCGGUGUUACUUUGACGGUGUCGUCAGUGACAUUGCCCUUAGACCUACAGAUUCCGACGACACAGUCGCUUGAGAGAUCAAGGCCGCCCAGUCGAUGCCUGAGGCGGCCAUAGGAACGGAUAAGAGUCGGAGGAAGGCGGAUAAAGCCGAAACCGCCAGAAACGUUAUACGUGCGGUACCCGCUGGUGGUACCGAUCCCCGAGGGCAAUAGGGGCCCGGCCCUAGAGAUGUGCGCUCGGAUUUCACGGCAACUGAAGUAGGUGGAGGUUGGGCGGUACUUAUUCAAAUACGCGAGUGGGAGUGUGGAGUUCAUCACAUCCGGCAAGGCGCCGUUGCUUUACGGCCAAAUCAUUGACUGCCCCUACCUGACGGAGGCCCUUUUUCGGUAUGUGCCUCGCUCGGAGAUGGGAGAUAUACGGGACUUAACCUUGAAGGUUGCCCUUAUGGAUAUGCUACGGGAGUCCAGCGGGGUGGAGUGGGCCUGGGCAAGGAUGAACGUGCCGCAGCGUGACAUCAUCGACAUGUCGAGUUUGGGCCACUGGCACUACGACGCAAUCUUUGUUAACUGUGAGGCUAUCGAGUACGCGGUACGAAACGAGGGAAGGUUGCCCGUUGGGACGGAAGGGGACUACUGGAGCAUUAUGGAGGGGACGACCACCAUUAUCGGUCUGCCGUCAAACACGGAACCAUACAAUAUGGGCCGGACUGCGUUGAUAUUGGCGCCUCUCACCUACCCUUUGGCGUGGGUGCUGCAAUACUUCAACAUGGUGCGGUUGGAGAGGGAUGCGUCUAUGGAUGAGGUCUUCUGUCAUACGGCAGGCUUGGUCGACAUUCAUUCGAGGAUAAGACAUCUGAUAUUCGUCAUCUCGACGAAAACCGAGACAAGUGUCUCUGUCGGGGGAAGGUGCUUCCCGAUUGGUACGGUUGACCACCACUUGGAGUUGUCUGCUAACCGGCGUCCCCAGGAAUGGAACUUGGAUGAGCAGAUCUCAGUGAUGCUGAGGGAGGCGUUGAACUGCAGAAAUUCCCUCCGUCGGGAAAUCGAGGAAUUUAUUCAGCCCUUGGUGCCGGGCGGGAUCAACUGGCUCGAGGUUGACUCCCUGAUUAACGUGUUUACAAGGACGAAGGCGCCCCCCGAGAAGUUGACGAGGAUGGGGCUGCGCCCUGCUCAGCACAUAAGGGAUGAAUCAUACUCGGAUUAUCGGGUAUACUCGCAAGAGCGUGCGCGUCAGUUGCCGAUUCUAAUGCAUGGAGCAACUGGACGGAGCUUUGUAUUACGACGGGACUGGCAUACUACUCUUUGUACAAUACGGAGAACGCGCAAAACGCGAUGUGAUAUGGAGCUGGGGAAUUAAGUUGUGCGUGAAGGACUAUUCCAAGAGCCAGUUCAGGACCCUCGUUAUCGGGUACGAUGUAUACGCGGCGAUCAACAGUGGGUUGCGGGGACCCUACACGGUGUUACUGACCGAUGAAAAUUGAAACAUCCCAGGAUAUGACGUAAAUAUUAGUAUAAAGAGUAACGGAGAACAGCACCAUGAAGAAGAAUCUCACGCCGUAGUGCGAUGUUAGUGACACAGACACCCUCCUCGACGGACAAUCUGCCGAAUAUGCUGCCGGUACUCGAGGAGGAGGCGGAUGUCGAUGUCGACGACGCAUUCCCGCCGCACGUCGACACGGCGAACAUCGUCAUACAGCCAGAGUCGCCCACCAGCAAGAAGCAAACGCUGAAGACCUUCAAUGAGGUCAAUGCGCUUCUCCAGGCCGGCAGAAAGAGGGAGGCUAAGAUGAUCAUAAGGGAAAACGCGUGGCCAUUGAACAACGGGAUCAGAGCGCAAUUGUGGCCAGCCCUUUGCAACCAACAUGCACAUGGAAAGAAUAUGCUCGACGGAUUCUAUUGGGACAUGGUCAAUCAAGUAUUUGGAACUACAGAGCUACCGGAAAAAUCAAUCAUGCUACCACCGUUCGUGGACAGCACUCAUUGCCUGUCGUACCACCUGACGAGAAAAGGCAGGAGCGUUGCGGACAGGAUUGUGUCUGUGCUGGGAUACGCUUGUCCUGAUAUCACCUACAGUCCUUCUCUUUAUCCCAUCACGGCUCUUCUACUUCACUUUAUGCCAGAGGAGGAGUGUUAUCAUUGUAUGGCCAGCUUGGUCGCCGCUAAAGACAAGAUGUUCAUUACGCAAACGAAACUCCUCUACGAGGUUACCUGGAAAACCGUCGAGCAAAUCACUAAAAAGCACGUGAAAUCAGCAGCGGUACAUUUGGCGAGGCACUGUUCUGGAUCGAGAGCAGAAAGAAUUUAUAUGGAUUGGAUGUGGUGGAUUUUGCAGCUUCUUCCUUUCCAGCAUUUAGUCAGGGUUAUGGACUGUUUUCUUCACGAAGGCAUCAAGGUCUUCUAUCGUGUAGCAAUGGCUAUAGUUUUAUUAUUCUAUAAGCAUUCGUCGCUGCAAAACUCUGAAUGGAUGAACGAAAUUUCAAAGAACGGUAUUGACGCUGCUCUCUCGAAGUUCUGCAGACAAACACCGGUAACGCCAGCUAAAUUUUUACGUACAGCAUUUGGGAUACGUGGACUCAGCUCAGCAUACAUAUCAAGGGUAUUUUUACGCACAGAAAUGGCUCUAAAAAGUAAAAGCGUUAUAUCGGGAUCCAAAUCAUUGGCUAGAUCACGAUCCACAGACAAUUUGCCGACGAGUCAGUCCCAAGUCAACAUUCAAAUGAUGUCGCACACGCUCACGAUACGAGAAAAAGAGUGUGAAGACACAUACAAAGACAGGGGUGCACACAGUCCUGGACCGCGUGCUCUGUCAAUGGGGGUUUAUCCCAUACAAAGCAUAUGCUCCCAGAUUCUAGACAUGCCUGAUUUAUUCACAUUAUGGUCCUGGCUGCCUAUGCGGAUCACCAUGUAUCAACCAAUCCUAUUGUAUACAACAGAAGAGCAUGGUUGUUCUUUGACAACAUUUUAUGUAAGGGUAGAGCAACAUGAACCAACCCUCUUAAUGAUAAAAACAUGUAACAAUGAAGUAUUUGGUGCCUAUUGCUCCACAAGAUGGUGUGAACGUAACUUGAAAAAUGAUAAAGGACAAAGACAAGCUUAUUUUGGGACAGGUGAAACUUUCUUAUUCAGUUUGUAUCCUGAACGAGCAAAAUACCCUUGGGUGGGUAUGGAUUCUUCGCACAAUGAUUCUAAAGUCCAUCAUUCAGCUGAACUGUUUAUGGCGGCAGAUUCCAAAAUGAUAACAAUUGGAGGAGGAGACGGUCAAGCGAUAUGGAUGGAUGAAAAUAUAAGAUUCGGUAAAACAGAUCGGUGCUCUACAUUCAAUAAUCCACCCCUUUGUGCCAGUGGCGAUUUUGAGAUUAGGGUACUAGAAGUAUAUGGAUUUGCUGGUGCUUGAAAAGAAGACAGAAUUUGGCACUACAACGUAUCAGCUUAUUUAAUUCCCUACUGCCAUUUAGCGACUCUCUUCUAUACAUAUAGUGUCGUAUACAUUAUAUACAAGUAUCUUCGUAUCGUAUAUGUGCAAAAUUAUCGCGCUUUUCUAGUCGCGGUAUUUGUGAUGCAUCUUCAGUCGUUUGCGGAAUACUAGUAUUAUUAUAUGUGCAUGUUUCAUUGUUGAGGCGCUCUAAGAGGUUCUGUACCGAUUGAGAUUACAUAGAUUUAUCUCCUUCGUUUUAUUACGCUUGUUUGUUCGAUUAUUUGUCUCGACGUUUGCAGAAACAAUAAGACGAUUUCUACGAUUAUUGUGUUGCGAAUUCUCUAGCAGGACACAGAAUGAUAUGAAAUGGUUGCUAACGUAUAGAUCAUAGUCUGCGACAUGGUGAACAUCGACAAUAAUCAACGUUAAGUCAUCUUUAGUUAUGUUACAAAUCUUGAUAUCUAACAUGUACAUAUGUAAGAAAUGAUUGAUUAUUUACAUGAAUACUUAAUAUUCAUUGGACCAGAUGCUGUCAAUAUAUAUAUAUACGUACAUAUGCUGCAAAUUAAUUUAACGGAAUCUAUUGUUAAUUUUGCAGUUUAACAACAAUGCUCGUAUACGUAUGUGUUAAUGCCUUGCAAUGUUUAUUUACUUUAGUAUUGUUACAACUAGCUUUAAUGAAUUGUUGAACGUAGGAGCGAGACAAACGAAGGAAAGAGUACUGUUUAUAUGUUACAUAUUGUGUCUGUCACGCGUUAAUCGUAUAUGUGUAUAUAUACACUACAUACAUAUAAUAUGUAUGUUAAUCUCAUAUUAAUUUCUUGUAAAUAUUAUAAAUAGUGCCCCUUGCGCAAGUAGACACACACGCAACACAAUUCAUACACAUUCAUAUAUACAUUAACUUUAGUCGAUUCAUUCCACACUGACAUGAACGCGUGACGAUGAAGGAUGGAGUGCCUAGUCGUUUGUAUUAUAUACGCAUUUUCAUUAUUGUCAAAUGAAUCAACUAAAUUUAUUGUAUGUACAUUGACGAAUAUCGAGCCAGCGUUGUAAGAAAGAAAACGAAGAAAUAUAUUAAUGGCAGGGGGCGAAUGGUACUUUGAACAACGAUAAUGCCUUUUAUUUUUUAGAGAUGAUUACGUUUGAAGAAAAGAAAAUCGCGUGAAGAUUGACCUGUUUUUUAAAGUGAAAUACGAAAAGCCAUAGCUUUCAUGUAGUAUAUUAAGGAUUUGUAUAUUUUAUAUAGAAUCAUGUCGAUAGUAAGAUAACAACUAGUACCAGAUAUUGAAACUUAUAUGUACAGAGGAACAGUACGAUGAUUUUUUUUCGAUAUAAUUUGUCGAUACACUCUUCGGGCAUUCUGAUGAAACGUGCUAGCGUUACUAUCGUUAUUCUUUGUCUCUUUUUGUGAUCAAAUCUGUAUCGAUGUCGUACGAUACAUGAUUAAUUCUUAGAGUACCUGCUUCUUUGUUUAGUUUCUUGUUGUUACUUCUUUUUUUCCUUUUUUCUUUUUUUUUUUUUUUUGAAUGAAAGGGAAAGAUGAAGAGUGAAAUUGAGCGUGCAUGGAAAAACUGAAGGUGUCGAUUUUAGAUUCCUUGGUUGUGAUGUAAAAGUGGCUGGUACCACUUUUGUCCGAGUGACAAUACAUAAUUAUAAUGUUUGUGUAGGAGGAUUAUGUAUCUUUCACCCCCCGUCAUACUAUUAACUGUAAAAUAACGCAACAAAUAACAUGUGGAAAAUGUGUGCGUUAUUCUUGAUAUGGCUACGCGUUAAGGAGGAACACUCAAAAGCACUAGAAAAAAGGAGCCUAAGAAGAAACGUUCCGUACAUCGGCUGAGUCACCUCUUUCAGUUUUACAUUAAUAUAAUCAAUCACGUUAAUUAGUUUUCUUACAUCGACUCUUUAUACAAUCGUGCGAGACGCAAAUGCAAGAAUGACCGAGCAACACAACAAAGAACAAUCAACAUAUUAUACACGGCGAUAUUGAAUUCAAUUUUAAAUAUAACCAGUGUUAUAAUAUCGAAUUUAACUGCUGAAUCGUUUUCUGAAAUUUGUCUAACACCAACGAGAUAGUUCAUAGCGAAACAAAAUAAUAACGAAUCACGUUCACUUACCAAUGUUUUGUAAAUCUACGAUGGUACUCCCAUGGUUCACACGAAGUUAGCGAAAGUAAAAGAGUACACUGCUGAUCUCAACGAAAAGAUACACUACGAUAGGAUAGCGUAAAAAAUGUAUGUGUUUUACAUUACCAGAAAUUUUAUUACGCUAUCAGAACGGAGUUGGGUUACUCAGUUUAAGCGUAAGAGGUAUCAUAUUGAAAGAUACUCGAGUGUAUUUAGGACGAUUUAUUGUAAUUUUAAAGAUAUAUAGUUACAUUUCUCAGAAAUGUGAAACGUGAAUUUGAGGUUAGGUUGGGGUUCACGAUUGGAAGAAAGAAAUAAAGCAAUCGACAGAAUUUAUGUGUCUUACAAACACAAUGCGAGUAAAAGUGCAUUUUUGUACAACACGUGAGAAUAGUUGAAGAAAGGAGAAUCUGCGUGUAUAGAGUUCCAUAUAGUUAAAUUAUUGCAUUAUUAGUUUAUAUUUAUACAAUUCAUAUACAAUCCAUAUGUUAAUUGUUUAAAUCAAAGUUUGGGUUUCCACGUUACAGAGUCUUUUUCUUAACUAUUCCAAGGUUGUUACCAGGAGCGUUAAGGGUUGCAAAUGCUGCUAGUACGAUUAUCUUUUUUUUUAUGAAAUUAUAGUCGCGUGAUAACUGAAUGAGUGAAUAUUUAUUUAUUGUGUAUUCGUGGUCGAGAGAAAGGUAAUAAUAAUGUGCAGACAA